GCAACGGUCAACCGAAAACCAAGUAGAACAAAGCAUAAAAUUGGUGGUUUUGAAUAGAAAUAUUCGCUUAACUGUUUUCGGAGCUGGAGCACCAAAAUGAAAAUUUUGAAUGUUUUUCUCCUCCAACCUAAUUUCAUUUAAAAGAUCUGAUUUUGUUUCUUAAGUUUUUAUGUGAAGAUAUGUAAAACACUUCGAGAGGUUUUUUUGAAACAUGAAAAAAUUCUUUCCACCACAUAUCCACCACGUAUCUACGCCCUUUUCAAUUUUUAUCCGUUUUUUUUUUUGUUUACAAAUGAAAACAAAAACAUAGGGCUCUGUGUGUGCGUGUUGCGUGCAGCCCAUUUUUGGGCAGCUUUCUCGGGGGAAUGUUCCGGUUUGUUGGUCCAGUGGCGCCUCGGCGGCAGUUGUCGGCUUCCAGAAUUCGCUGUUUGUCCAUUAAAAGCGCAGCAGAGAAAAAGAACCCGGCCAAGUUUAGCGACACCAUUAAUUUGCCGAAAACAAAGUUCCCAACUCGUUUGACCGGCGAGAGGCGUUCGGCUGUCCAAGAGCAUCUGCGAAAGACUUGUUUCGGUGAGUUGUAUCGGUGGCAGCGAAAUGAACUUCCGGCUGAAGGUGAAUUUGUUCUACAUGAUGGUCCUCCAUAUGCCAAUGGGGAACUACACAUGGGACAUGCUGUCAACAAAAUUCUGAAGGAUCUUAUUUUGAAACACAAAAUGGUUUCUGGAAAGAGGGUGCACUAUGUCCCUGGUUGGGAUUGUCAUGGACUUCCCAUUGAGCUGAAGGCAUUAGAAGCGUUCGGGAAAAAGAACAAGGAUAAAAGCGUUAAAUUAGACCCGUUGCAAAUCAGGGAACUCGCAAGGAAAUUUGCGUUGGGUACUAUCGAUCAACAGAAGGCGGAAUUCGAACAGUGGGGUGUUACAGCUGAUUGGGGCCGAAAAGAAUCUUGGUAUAGAACUAUGGAUCCGGGUUAUAUAGUAGCUCAAUUGAAACUGUUCCAAGAACUGUACGAAAAGGGCCUGAUUUAUAGGGACGUCAAACCUGUUUUUUGGUCGCCGUCAUCUCGUUCGGCAUUGGCUGAGGCAGAGUUGGAGUACGACGAAGCGCAUAAAAGUCCUUCCCUUUAUUUGGAACUUACGAUAAGCGGCGCUGAGGGAUGUCCUUCGAUAGACGAUCUGUUAAAAUCCGGUCAAAACGUUUCGGCUGUCAUUUGGACAACAACUCCCUGGACGCUUCCCGCUAAUCAAGCUAUUUGUUACAAUCCAGACCUAAGUUAUAGCUUGGUGAGGGCGGGCGACAGAAGAGAUUUGCUGUUAAUAGGAACGGACUUAAUCAGGUAUCUAAGUGAACAAUUUGAGAAGCCGUUAGAAAAGGUUAUCGAUAUUCCCGGUAUACAACUGGAAACGUUGCUAUACAAGCAUCCUAUCAACAAUAAAGAGCAUCGAUUCUUUCCUGCUACUCAUGUCAAAGCUGAAAAGGGUACAGGAUUAGUACAUACAGCACCGGCUCACGGGCCCGAUGACUUUCUAGUAUUCUUACAUCGUAAACUGCCUGUCGUAUCUUUGUUGAAUGAAGCUGGUUGUUAUAAUGGUGAAAGUCCUGAUUUCCUCAAAGGAAAGUUUGCAUUAACAGAUGGGAAUAGCUUGGUUAUAGAAUAUCUGAAAGAUAAAACAUUAAAAUGUGGGACCAUUGAGCAUUCAUAUCCGAUCGAUUGGCGAACCAAAAAACCAGUCAUGUUGAGAGCAAGUGAUCAAUGGUUUAUUAAUACUAACGAACUGAAAGAAUCCGCCCAGAAAGUCGCAGAACAGAUUAACAUUUUUCCACACACUUCAGCAGAGGUGAGUAAAACCGUUCUUCAAAGUCAGUUGCAGAAGAGACCCUACUGGUGCAUAUCCAGGCAACGUGCUUGGGGUGUUCCUAUUCCGGUGUUGUACGAAAAAGAAACAGGAAAACCAAUCGUGAAUGCCAAAAUUAUAGAAAACGUCUGCAAGAGAUUGGAAAAGGAAGGAAAAAUCGAUUUCUGGUGGACAGACCCCAUAGAUGAACUUAUUCCAGCUAGUGUGCUGACUGAACUCAAUUUUUCUCCAGGACAACUCAUCAAAGGCACAGACAUUCUAGAUAUUUGGUUUGAUUCUGGCGCUUCUUGGUUGAGCGUACUGGGCAAGGCUCGCACGGCCGAUCUUUACCUAGAAGGAUUGGAUCAAUUCACGGGAUGGUUCCAAUCGUCUCUGCUAACUAGCGUAGCUAGCCAAAACCGAGCACCUUACAAAUCCAUUUUUGUGCACGGUUUUGCUGUUGAUGAGAAUGGAAUGAAAAUGUCUAAAUCACUAGGAAACAUCAUCUCUCCCAAGGAUAUCAUCAAGCAGUACGGGUGCGAUACCCUACGCUGGUGGGUAGCGGCUCACGCAAUACAGAACACCUCGAUCCCGGUUAGCCACAAGCUGCUGCAAUCGUCCGCAGAAAAUGUCCAGAAGGUUCGAGCGAUUCUGAAAUAUCUGUUGGGCGUGAUUUCUCCACAACAGCCACAGAAAAUCGACGAGCUAUACCUGCGAACCGUUGAUCGCUACUUUCUUAACGAGUUGACCAAUUUUGAAAAAAUGAUAUUCAAUCAGUUCGAGAGUUAUCAAUACAACAAAGCCUCCGCCAGAAUUCUUACAUUUUGCGUGUCCUCCUUAUCCGGGUUCUAUUUGCACAUCAUCAAAGAUCGCCUCUACUGUGGGACUGAUACCGAAAACCGGAAUCUUCAAGCUAUCCUAGCUCAAUCGUACCAGUCGUUGUGUCGGGUACUUUGGCCAAUCCUUCCAUUUCUGGUUGAGGAAAGCUGGUCUUACUACGCAAAGGAACCCUUCUUCAAAUCUAGUCAUACAACAGAAUGGCAUCCCCAGAACCCUCAGAUCGAUAAGUCUCUCAUUGACGAAGCCUUGGAUCUGAAGAGGCAAAUUUUCCAGCAAAGUCAGCAACUAGACAUGAACAGUUGGCUUCUGCAGGUGCACAUUAACAGCUGUUCGGAACAGUUGAAAAAGCUGCAUCCGACCCUUGGGGCACCGGUGUCCGAUUCUGAGCUGUGCGAGAUUCUUCAGGUUGGUUCCGUUUCAAUUGGCUGCAGUCCGAGUCAGCCCGAGUCGAACGGGAUCAGGCUGAGUAAACUGGGAGAUUGCUUGCAGCUUUGUCCACGCUGCCGAAGAUUUGCAGUUAAAACCAACCAAGCAGAACCCGUUUGUCACCGGUGUGCGGAAGUGCUCAGCACCAAAAGCAACGAAAGGUAGGUGGUUUGUGAUUAUUAACCUGUUAGCUUUGAUUUAAAAUGAUUUUGAAAAAC
Uranotaenia lowii is the source of this 3316-nucleotide messenger RNA. RefSeq names its product isoleucine--tRNA ligase, mitochondrial (gene IleRS-m). Gene Ontology annotation, molecular function: isoleucine-tRNA ligase activity; ATP binding; tRNA binding. The record is from RefSeq and is a predicted model, not a curated record. NCBI's taxonomy places the organism in Eukaryota, Metazoa, Arthropoda, Insecta, Diptera, Culicidae. The transcript is spliced from 3 exons. The coding region runs from base 366 to 3263 and encodes 965 amino acids. Gene Ontology annotation, biological process: isoleucyl-tRNA aminoacylation. Gene Ontology annotation, cellular component: cytosol.